AAAUACGAAAAUAGAAUUGCGAAGCUAAAAACCCAGGCCAUCGCUCUGCGCCAAAACCUUCGCACCAAAGUCCUGUUGCGAGAGAGAUGUGCGGAAUCGCGUUGAUAGUAUCUGGAAUUCAUUUCGAUCCAGCAUGUUCCGCGCCUGAAACUCAGCCCCUGCUGUUGUCUCUCGAUGAUCUUAAGGAAGCUCUUCGGAGGAGGGGACCUCAUAGUCUGGGCAGUAAAAGGCUAUUGCUUCAUUCGAACAGUUCCAAUUUAAUCAACAAGCAAGAGAUUGUUACUUCUAUCGAAGAAGAGGUGACUAUAGAUACUGAAAACUCUUAUUCAGCAAAGGAAAUUUUUUCCAGUUCGUUUCAAAAUGGAGAAAAUCCUGUGGAGGACAAGACCUUCGGUAUCCAUUCAUUUGUUGGAGAGCUGCUCUUUCUUGGUGCCACAUUGCAACUUAGGGGAGUGAGUCCUAUCGUUCAGCCAUUGGUGGAUAAAUUCGGGAAUAUCCUUGUUUACAAUGGUGAGAUAUUUGGAGGAAUACCUGUGGGAUGUGAUGAAAAUGAUGCUGAAAUUCUUUCGCAAUAUCUCGCAAGAUGCUGCUUUGGUAGCUCUCAUGGGGAUAAUUGUUCAUGUUGCUGUUCUGGCAAUGAGGAAGAUUCUGUUCCAGAUGUUCUUUCAAGAAUAAAGGGUCCAUGGGCUAUCGUUUAUUGGCAGAAUAGUUCAAGAACCCUCUGGUUUGGUCGAGAUGCAUUUGGCAGACGGAGCCUCCUUGUGCAUUGGCCAACUGAAAAAGACCCCCGAUUUCUGCUUUCUUCUGUAGCACCUACUUUGGUUGAGCACAGUUCUGCUGCAGAUUUGCAAUUCGAAAAUGGAGUCAACCAGCAGAAAUAUUGGGAAGAGCUCACCUGUGGGAUAUAUAGCGUGAAAAUUGAUGCUUCGAUUUUGAAUGGCUGUCUAAUUGGUGAUAUCCGAAGUCAUGAGUGGAAUAAUUCCAUGGUUAAGAAACUGAUUCACUGGGAAAGAACUCAUGUUGAGCCUACUGCUGAAGAGCUAUACUUGUCGCAAGGGUUUGGGAAAGCCUCUCCAUCAGUGCCCGCUGAGACAGUUCUGACUGCUCUGAGGGAAUCUGUCCUGCGUCGGACUUGUCAUAAAUUUUUUCAGAGUACUGCAUGCAAUUUUAGAGAGCGAUUCUCUCCUGUGGCUGUUCUUUUCUCGGGCGGAUUGGAUUCCAUGAUAAUAGCAGCAAUUUUGGACCAGUGCAUAGACCCUCGGUUUGACAUUGAUCUGCUUAACGUCAGCUUUGAUGGUCCUUCUGCUCCGGAUAGAAUCUCUGCAAGAGCAGGAAAGAAGGAGCUGAGAAGAAUUGCUCCAUCAAGAAGGUGGAGACUUGUUGAGAUAGAUGCUGACUUGUCAAACUUGAGCUCAGAAACGAAGCAUGUUAUGUCACUUAUUCAUCCUGCUAAUACUUACAUGGACUUGAAUAUUGGAAUAGCUUUAUGGCUGGCUGCUAGUGGUGAUGGUUGGGUGUGUGAAGAAAGAGAUAAUGAAAAUGACGAAGAUCUUCAACUUCAUAAUUACAGGAGCAAUGCCAGAAUCGUCCUCGUUGGUUCUGGUGCCGAUGAGCAGUGUGCCGGCUAUGGUAGACAUAAAACAAAAUAUAAACAUGGAAGUUGGCUUGGGCUUGAUGAGGAGAUGAGAUUGGACAUGCAGAGAAUUUGGAAGAGGAACCUGGGGAGAGAUGAUAGGUGUAUAGCUGAUCAUGGGAAAGAGGCAAGAUUCCCUUUCUUGGAUGAAGAUGUCAUAAAGGUUUUGCUUGAUAUUCCUUUGUGGGAAAUUGCAGACCUUGAGCAACCAAGUGGUACUGGUGACAAGAAGAUUUUGAGAGAGGUUGCAAGGUUGCUUGGUCUACAUGAAGCAUCAGCUCUACCUAAAAGAGCAAUUCAGUUCGGUUCAAGAAUCGCAAGGGAAUCAAACCGGAAGAACUUUGGAAGUAACCGCGCAGCAAACCAAGCGUCUGCAGGAAGCGUGGUGAUUCACAUGCCUUAGGAACUGAGUUUUGAGGAAAUACCAAAAUCGUCGUAGUCUUCCUCCCGUGGUACUGGUUGCUUCAACAUGCCCCUUGGUUUCGACAGUAUCAGUAUCUGGUCCAGGAUCCAGCUCAAGUAUUCAUUUCUGCUCGUUGGAUAGUUUUUGCUGUUCGAAGAGCAGCAUAUAUCUCCUUCCCCAGCACGAAGUUAUCAAAGAGCAGUUUUGGGUGAUUGAUUUGGCUACAUAUACUCAAACUAGUUGCUUUUGUUGACCUUCUGGGUUGAUUUUUUUUUCUCUGGGUGGGCUUAGGUAGGCUGGAAACCUACUGAGAGUAUCGUUCGAGAUCAGAAAUGUUAAAGAAAGAACAAGAUGUUUCUUAUCUAGGCAAGCCUUUUAAUCUAGUGCUAACUUCACAAGACCUCUUAUUUAAGAUUUAUGUGCUGCUUGACAUUAAUAACCUUUUAUUUUU
Molecule: messenger RNA, 2487 nt
Organism: Rhodamnia argentea
Lineage: Eukaryota; Viridiplantae; Streptophyta; Magnoliopsida; Myrtales; Myrtaceae
Product: asparagine synthetase domain-containing protein 1
Exons: 14
Coding region: 87-2036 (649 amino acids)
Molecular function (GO): asparagine synthase (glutamine-hydrolyzing) activity
Source: RefSeq, a predicted model, not a curated record